This is a messenger RNA of Rhinolophus ferrumequinum (greater horseshoe bat), 693 nucleotides long. RefSeq names its product small integral membrane protein 22 (gene SMIM22). The coding region runs from base 152 to 424 and encodes 90 amino acids. The transcript is spliced from 4 exons. NCBI's taxonomy places the organism in Eukaryota, Metazoa, Chordata, Mammalia, Chiroptera, Rhinolophidae. The record is from RefSeq and is a predicted model, not a curated record. Gene Ontology annotation, biological process: regulation of cell population proliferation.
CAGCAGCCCCAGGCUGGCUCUGGGGAGGGUGGGGCUGGUUGCCAAGGCCUCAGGUAGUGUGGAUACGGAAGCAGGAAGUCGUCUGUGCUUCCAGGAGCUAGAACCUGCCUGGCUGGGGGUGCUACGAGGUGGCACCCAGGACCCAGCUGAGAUGGACGACCUGAAGGAACUGGGGAGCACGGCCCAGGAAGUGCUGGGGAAACUGAAGUCCCGACACCUAUUCCAGUCCUCGUGGGACACUGCUGCCCUCAUCAUCUUCCUCAUCUUCGUGGGCACCGUGCUGCUCCUGCUGCUGUUGGCCUGCAUGCACUGCUGCUACUGUCGCUGCUGCUGCUGCUGCUGCCACCAGAGCUCCAGUUCCCGGAAAGUGAGAGCCAAGCAGGAAAGCUCCAUGGGUGUGGAUAACCUGGCCCUGGAUCCUUAACACGGAGUCCCCUGCCCCUGUCUAUGUGUCCUGCUGGGAAACAGAAACACGGCCUUGUUUGCCCAGAGCCUGAGUCUGAAGUGUGUUCUGACCUCCACUCAAGGGGUGGGCAGUGCGGGCACUCACCGCUCCAUCUCAAUGCCCACCUGGUCCCUCACAGCCUUCGGUGGCCUGGCUGUCACCAGGAGACCUUAAGUAACUGCCCCCCCCAUGGGAGGGGAAGCUGGGCUCAAACUUGGGGCCCAACCCCACAGGCAAAGCCCCUGUCA